Striga hermonthica is the source of this 2418-nucleotide messenger RNA. NCBI's taxonomy places the organism in Eukaryota, Viridiplantae, Streptophyta, Magnoliopsida, Lamiales, Orobanchaceae. The record is from the annotation of a GenBank genome assembly.
AUGCAUUUUGCUAAGCUUGAUGACUCCCCCAUGUUUCGUAAGCAGGGCUAUGAUGGAGACAUAGCUUUUGCCAGUGCACUAGAAACUUUUGGCGGAGGGCAUAAUGAUCCUAUUAGUGUUGCCUUUGGAGGUCCUGUUAUGACAAAAUUUACUAUAGCAUUGAGAGAAAUCGGGACAUAUAAAGAAGUUCUUCGAUCCCAGGUUGAACACUUGCUCAAUGAGCGGUUGCUGCAGUUUGUGAAUUUAGAUUUGCAUGAUGUCAAGGAGGCACGGAAACGCUUUGACAAGGCUAGUCUUCUUUAUGAUCAGGCUCGUGAAAAGUUUUUGUCAUUGAGGAAAGGUACAAGAAGUGAUGUAGCAACUAUUCUGGAGGAGGAGCUUCAUCACGCUCGAUCAACUUUUGAACAGGCACGGUUUAAUCUGGUGACUGCACUUUCCAAUGUCGAGGCAAAGAAAAGGUUUGAGUUCUUGGAAGCUGUAAGUGAAACAAUGGCUGCUCAUCUUCGUUAUUUCAAACAGGGCUAUGAGCUGCUGCACCAGAUGGAACCAUAUAUCAACCAGGUCUCAACUUAUGCAAAGCAAUCAAAAGAGAGGUCUAACUACGAGCAGGCAGCUCUUAACGAGAGGAUGCAAGAAUAUAAAAGGCAGAUUGACAGAGAGAGCCGAUGGUCUUCUAAUGGAUCUCCAAAUGGAGAUGGGAUACAGGCUGUUGGUAGAAGUUCACACAAGAUGAUAGAAGCCGUCAUGCAAUCUGCUGCAAAAGGAAAGGUUCAAACAAUUAGGCAAGGUUAUCUUUCGAAACGUUCAUCCAACUUGAGGGGCGAUUGGAAAAGAAGGUUUUUUGUUCUUGAUAGCAGAGGAAUGCUGUACUAUUAUCGCAAAAGAUGCAGCAAGCCUUCUGGGUCAGGCAGUCAAUUGUCUACUCAAAGGAAUAGUUCAGAGUUAGGUUCUGGAUUGUUAAGUCGUUGGUUAUCUUCACAUUAUCAUGGUGGUGUACACGAUGAGAAAUCUGUUGCUCACCAUACAGUGAACCUUUUGACAUCAACAAUAAAAGUCGAUGCUGACCAGUCUGAUCUCAGGUUCUGCUUUCGUAUCAUAUCCCCAACAAAGAACUACACGUUGCAGGCAGAAAGCGCCCUAGAUCAAAUGGAUUGGAUUGAGAAAAUUACAGGGGUGAUUGCAUCGUUAUUGAGUUCGCAGGCACCUGAAAGGUGUUUACCGGCUAGUCCAAUGGGCAGUGGUCACCAUAGGUCUACCAGCGAGAGCAGUUCGUUUGAAAGUGCCGAUUUUGAUCAUGGAUUGGUUGAAGAUUACACUUCUGACAGAUAUCCCUCUUUGCAUUUGGACCGUUCAAUUCGAAAUUCUCAACAACAAAGAGGUGGUCCGAAAAUCGAGAAGCCAAUUGAUGUGUUGCGGAAAGUGUGUGGUAAUGAAAAGUGUGCUGAUUGUGGUGCCCCUGAACCCGAUUGGGCAUCCUUAAAUCUUGGCGUGCUUGUCUGUAUAGAAUGCUCUGGCGUUCAUCGUAAUCUUGGUGUGCACAUAUCUAAGGUAAGAUCACUUACGCUCGAUGUUAAAGUUUGGGAGCCAUCGGUCAUAAACCUAUUUCAAUCGCUGGGCAACACAUUUGCUAAUUCAGUAUGGGAGGAGCUGCUGCAAUCUAAGGGUAUCUUCCAAGUUGAUAUUGGCCCCUCAGGCUUGUAUCGGACUAAUAAACAGCAAAUGCCUUAUUUCAGCAAGCCCAGCCCCAGUGACUCAAUUUCCUCAAAGGAGAAGUUUAUUCAUGCCAAGUAUGCGGAGAAACUUUUUGUUCGUAAGCCAAAAGAAAGUGAUUCAGUUGCACAACAGAUGUGGGAUGCUGUCAGUGCGGGUGACAAGAAAGCCUUGUAUGGGCUCAUUGUUAACUCGGAAGCAGAUAUAAAUGCAAUAUAUUAUGAACAAGGAACAACUUGUUACAAUAACUCAUCUCUUACUCUUGCUAAAGUAAUGCUGUUGCAAGAGCAAUCUUACUAUGGUCGUUCGGAAAACGAUCCGAAUCUCGCUAGCACGAGUGAAGGGAAUAACAAUAACAAUAUCAAUAAUAAUAACAUUAAUAAUAAUAAUAAUAGUAAUAAUAUUAGUAAUGGCAAGUAUGCUGACGGGUGCUCCUUGCUUCACCUUGCUUGUGAGACUGCGGAUAUUGGGAUGAUUGAGCUUCUUUUGCAAUAUGGUGCAAACGUAAAUGCUACUGAUUCCAGGUCACUUACCCCUCUUCAUCGAUGUAUCAUUAGAGGCAAAACAACAUUCGCAAAGCUUCUCCUGACAAGGGGAGCUGAUCCACGGGCUUUAGACGAGCAAGGUAGAACCCCGUUUCAGCUUGCUGUGGACUCUAAUUUCCAGGAUAGUGAGGUCCUUGGACUAUUGGCCGAUUCACAGAGAUGA